Etheostoma spectabile (orangethroat darter) is the source of this 1450-nucleotide messenger RNA. It is a transcript of the gene ocstamp, whose product is annotated as osteoclast stimulatory transmembrane protein. The transcript has 3 exons. The coding region runs from base 1 to 1386 and encodes 461 amino acids. Gene Ontology annotation, cellular component: membrane. The record is from RefSeq and is a predicted model, not a curated record. NCBI's taxonomy places the organism in Eukaryota, Metazoa, Chordata, Actinopteri, Perciformes, Percidae.
AUGCAGUUCCUCAAUGAGAAUAUUAUUAUACCUGUCAGGAACAGAACCGGAUCCUUCAGACAGGUUUUAAGAUGUAUCGUGCUUUACCUGUGGAAUGUGUACUCUGCACCUGCACCUGUUGGCAGAGACGUCCUGACUCUACUGUCUCUCUGUGUCACACUCGCCCUCACCACUGGCGGCCUGCUUCAUCACUGGCUGUCAACGACUCUGAAAUACAGCCAUGAAGCGUCCCUUCAGACUGCCUCCGUCUACAGCGUGGCCAUUUUUCUGGUCUCGUUCCUGUGUCACCCUCUGCGCUGUGUGCUGACCAUGACUCUGCCGACAGUCUGCACCAAACAGGGACGCAAACUCCUCAUCACAGCCUCCGUCAUGAUCCUAGUUUUGAACGUCAUUCCUAAUAUUUCAGUCAACGUAGGGGCGGUCGCUCGCCUCCUGAAGUGCACCGCCGAGGGUUUCACGAAAACUUUAUUAAACUCAUCUGAACCUUUGAACAAAGCCAAGAGAGACCUUGUUGAGGAAACCAUCAAAGUGAAAAGGGAAGACUUGAGCAUUGUCACCAACUUGAGGAAGCUGGAUCACUUCACACAUGUUGAUGUGUCAGAAGUCAAAAGCAGGUUCACUAAGAUGAUUGCACAGAUGGAGGUCAACUUCUCACAUGCCAGGGGCCUGCUUAAAGAUUACAAACUGCUGUCAAACCGGAUCCUUGCUGCCAUUUUUGUUGCUUUCCUAAUUGUUGAAUCUGCUCGCUACUUAAAAUAUUAUCUGACAUCAGUUCAGUUUGAUAACAGGUACAUCUCCAACGAGCUUCGGCAAAAAGGGACUCAUGCUGCUAAAAAUAAAACGUAUCCCAGAAUCUGCAACAUAACAAGUCAGGAAUGUACCUCUUGUUUCAUAUCACUGGUUGUGGUGACAUUAUAUUUCAUUGCAAUAACUUUAUUAGUAGCUUUGGAUCAUGUUGUGUAUCAUAUAGUUCAGGCGAUUGUGCCAUGGUUACUGGACUUUCCAUCGACAUCUGCCAUCAUAAGUGUCAAUUACAAGGUUCAGUGGUUCCCCCCUGCCUUUUGCAUCAUCCCACAAUCCUGUGUCACACGGGAGCUCACAAACUUCCACCGGGAUUACAAGUGGACUUUCAACCCGGAGCCAUCGCUCUGUGAUGUGACAACUUCAGCUCCGAACCUGGGAGUCACACUCCUGCUGGGAUGUCUCUGGCUGAUGAGCUACUCGCUGGUGUUCCUCGAGGUUUACGCCAGACGGCUGCGCAGGAAAAUAGCUGCAUCCUUUUUCAAAGAGCAGGAGGAGAGGAGAAUACUUCAUUUGAUGAAGAAAGUGCAAGAGAAGCAGAGUAGAAAAGAGCAAAAAGAGACUGUUUAUGUUGAGGUUAGGUGAAUGGUUCCAGGACAAUGUCUGUCAAACGUUUCUAAAGAUGUUUUCAUCCAUGUUAGCUGCUUGG